AUGAUUAUAAAAACAUCAUGCCCGAAUUUCGAGCCUGAAAAUUUUGAAAUUCUCGAUUUUUAUAAUAUUAACACAGUUUUUGUUUGGAAAAAUGAUCAGUUCGCAUAUUUUCCACUAACAACUCUGACGUCAGCGGCAAAUUCGGUGGCGGGAAAUUUAAAAUUAAUAAAAGCGCCAAGUGGAAUUAAAAAAUUAAAAAGCUACAAAGAAAGAGUGUUUUUUAUUUGUGAACCUCGAGGUAUUUAUAAAUUUGUAAUUAAUAAUAAUAUUGAAACAUUUAGAAUAGUUAGUUCUACUGGAGUUGAAAUAGCCGAGGAAUUUUACAAAAAUUUAUGCAUUAAGGACAAUUUUUUGUGGUUGCAAAAUAAACAGGAAAAAUAUUCAAAUGAAUUAUUUUUUCUGAAUCAAUCGAGUAUCGAUAUCGAUCAAUCGAUAAAAAUCGAUCAAUCGAACUCGAAAAAUUUCGAUCAAUCGAAUUUUGAACUUUCACUAAAUAUCUCGACCUCAACACAAAAUUUCGAUAUAUCGAAUUCAAGAAUCGAUAUAUCGAAUUCGAGAAUCGAUAUUAAUUCGAUAAAAAUAAAUUUAAAUGAAGCGGGAAAUUUGAAAAAAUUAAUAACAGAUAAAGAUAUAUGCUUAAUAGCAAACAAUUAUUUACUCUAUAAAUUUAUCGAUAAUAAAACGGAAUUAAUUUACGAAUCAACUUAUAAAUUAACGGAUUUUGUGGUAAUAAGAAAUAAAAAUAAUAAAAUAAUAUAUUUAUUAUUAAAAACAUCAAACAAAAAAUUGUUGAUAUUAAUAACAGAAAAUUUGGAUUUUAAAAAAAUAUUCUUCAAUUGCGAGAUUAAUAAUUGCGUUGGAUUUAUUGAAGAAAAUGAAGACUAUAUUAAUUUAAUAAUUGGAGGGGAUAAAAUAUAUUUUGUUACUUUGAAGGUUAGUACAGGUGGCGUUACUUACCACAGUUACUUAAACGAAGCGCUGAAGGCUCUUAGGAUUGUAGAGAAUAAAGUUUGGGGGUUAAAAGCCGCAGGGGAAAUGGCGGAGAUUGCGCAAGAGUUCAAUAAGAUGGCGGACCAAGAUGGCGACGAGUUUUUUGAACUAAGAAGCAGUAUGUGCAGCGGAACUUCGGUUAUUGUUGAUAAUAUUUGUGAUUUGUCGAAGGAAUUGAAGGUUAAGAAUGAAAAGUUGCUUAUUGAGCAGGAUAAAUUGAAGAGAAUAAAUAUUUAUGCGCACAAAAGUAAAUUAUUGGGGAUAAAGAAGAUUUGGGUUGAAAGGACGAGUAGUUUCAUUUUUUUAAAAGCGAGUUUUGAAGGAACUUUACCGAGAGAUUGUUGGAUCCGCGUUGGGGUUAGUUGUAAGGAACAAGAAUUUUUUACCAUGCAAAAAGUUGAAGAUGGAAAAAUUGCAGCGGAACUUCCGCUGCCGCUUGAAUUCUUUGACAGCACCGCGGAAAUUUGUUUAGAUCUUGUUACUUUGGUUGAAGAGGAUAAGCCCUGGUUUGUUGUGAAGGAUUGCGAGAAGAAAGCUUCUGCUAAGGAGAAGGAGACUCUGAGGAGUUUGAUGGAGAAGAAGAGGAAUUUUUUGAAUACUAAGCUUGGCGUUCUGAGGACUGGAGAUGGUGAUGAAGAUCGUUUUAAGAAGAUUUGUUAUGUAAAGAAGAGUUUGAGAAGAGAAAUUCCAGAUUUUUGAAAAUUUUUAAUUACAUGAAGAAAUUACCUUGUUUCUUGGGAACUAUUGACAUUUUCAAAGAAA
Messenger RNA from Cotesia glomerata, 1752 nucleotides. RefSeq lists its product as uncharacterized. The record is from RefSeq and is a predicted model, not a curated record. NCBI's taxonomy places the organism in Eukaryota, Metazoa, Arthropoda, Insecta, Hymenoptera, Braconidae. The coding region runs from base 1 to 1689 and encodes 562 amino acids. The transcript has a single exon.